Pimephales promelas (fathead minnow) is the source of this 2298-nucleotide messenger RNA. RefSeq names its product thrombomodulin (gene thbd). NCBI's taxonomy places the organism in Eukaryota, Metazoa, Chordata, Actinopteri, Cypriniformes, Leuciscidae. The record is from RefSeq and is a predicted model, not a curated record. Gene Ontology annotation, molecular function: calcium ion binding; transmembrane signaling receptor activity. Gene Ontology annotation, cellular component: membrane.
UUUUUGGAGACAUGGAUGUCAUUAUAAAUACGGCACGGAACACCUCGGACUCUAUCAGCACGGACACUUCUCCACACAUAACUUGGUGAAUAUCGGUAGAUAACGGUUCCGCAGAGAUGAGAGGGAUCAUAGGAAUGGCGCUGGCGCUCGUUGUUUUGAAAGUUCACGCGGGGAAAAUCAGUGACGGUCACUGUGAGGAAGGAAAAUGCUUCGCCAUCCAAACCACCAGUUUGAGUUUUGAUUCGGCGCAGCGAGUCUGUCAGGAGAGAGGAGGACAUUUGAUGACCGUACGCUACAGAAAAUCAGCCAAUAUUCUCGCUAAAUUGUUAAAUGGCACUUCUGGAAACUUUUGGCUUGGCCUGAAAUAUCAGUGUGCACACGCGAACGAUGGGUUAAAGGGAUACAAAUGGGUCACUGGAGACAACGCAAGCCACUACAUCAACUGGGAAAGCGACAGACCGGUUUGUUCUCCACGAUGUGCUUCAGUGUCACAAAAAGUUCCGAAAUGGGCCGAAAGACCUUGCGAUGACAUAAUCGAUGGUUAUUUGUGCGAAUAUGAAAUCCUUGAAUAUUGUCAGGCACUGAGCAACGGUUCAGAAGUCGUAUAUGAAAUUCCUUUUGGAUUUAAUGCAAACAAACUCCUCCAGGAAAUUCCUCAAGGCACAAUAGCGACAUUACAGCCGCUGAGAACGAAACACGUUUGUUUCGAAGGCGACUGGCUUCAAGCGCCUUGGAGUUGCGAGUUUUUUAAUGGUGGAUGUGAAUAUGCGUGCGAAGGGAGCAUUCCUAACAUUACAUGCAUCUGUCCGCAAGGAUAUAAGCUCGACAGUAACCGAGUGACAUGCAGCACACAGGACGCUUGUGCGCACGGGGAAUGCGAACCGGCGAUUCAAGUUGCGUAUGCAAUGUCGCCCGAAGAUUGCAAGCCCGGCUUUCACAAAGAAAGUGGCAUUAGCGCUGAUGAAGACGAAUGCGUGUCUGGACCAUGCGAGCACAUAUGCAUCAACACUAUAGGUAGUUAUCAAUGUGAAUGCUAUGAAGGAUUCAUACAGUCGAAGGAUGACAUGCACACAUGUGUGAUGCACUGUACAGAAGAACAGUGCCCAGCUGAAUGUGACCCCAAUAACAACGAACAGUGCAACUGCCCCGAUGGUUUCCUACUUGAAGAUACCAUGUGCCUUGACAUUGAUGAAUGCACGAGCAAUUACUGUGACCAUAAGUGUGAUAAUACACCUGGAGGGUAUGUAUGUUCCUGCAGAGAAGGAUACUUGCUUUUGAAAGAUGGCACAUGUGAGGAGAAAGAUUUUGAUGGUUCAGGCAGCUCAACACCUUUUGAUGUUGCUAUAUCUACGAGUAAACCCCCAACCAAGCCAAUGUCAAUCUCAUCGGGCAGUCUUUUGGCAAUAAUGGUUUGCAUUGUAGCUUGUAUUCUCUUACUGGUCGGCCUCGCGCACUGCACAUUGAGACGUUUUUGUCAAUUGCACAAUUAUGAUGUACACAAAGGCCAAGAUGAAGUCUACGAUUUUCAACAGGUGAUCAUUGACAAAAACAGCACAGAACUGUCAUUCCCAAAUAGGUAUUUAAAAAGAGACGUUUAAAGUCGGACGUCACGCGAAGUGAAAUGUAAAUAGUAGCCUAGAAUAGAUAGUAAAUAUAUUUCAUUUUAGAAAUGAACUAGCCUAUAGAGUAGCCUAAUUAAGACCCCCCCCCCCCUUUUUUUUCUUCCUUGACAAUAGAUGACACAACAUUUUGUAAUUUCAUCUGAAUAUCAACAUUUGUGAGAUUUUGUCAGUCAAAAGAGUUUUGAUGUUAAUUUAUCUAAUUUUGUAUCUAAAUAGCGAUCUGUGAUACUGCUAUUACUGUAUGUUGAAUGUCAAAGUUUUUUUUUUUAAGUGUGUCUGUUUGUUAAUGGUGGAUUUGCACAUUAAUGUUUUAAGAUUUGUCGAGUUAAAGUUAGUUUUUUAUUUUGAAGUAAAAAGAUGAGACCAAUGGGGUAAGAUGCGCCACCCAGAAUUGGCACAAAGUUGCAUGUUGUUGUUUUUAGUUUUAAAAUGUAAUAAUAACUAAAUUUGCAAAUGUUUUAUUUAUUUCCUAUAAUAGCACAUAGGUUGAUGCCAUUAUGCUAAACUUAUAUAUAAAUAUGUUACAAUUUUAACAUACAUGCACAUUGUUCUUCCCUCAUGUUACCCUAUUAGAGUGUCAGAAAAACUUAACUUUGCACAAGUUUGAAUAACUCAUUAAUGUCAGUAUUACUAAAUGGUGGUGUUUGAAGAUAAUAAAUAUUAUAUUUUAAUACAA